Adineta ricciae is the source of this 630-nucleotide messenger RNA. The record is from the annotation of a GenBank genome assembly. NCBI's taxonomy places the organism in Eukaryota, Metazoa, Rotifera, Eurotatoria, Adinetida, Adinetidae.
AUGCUGGGCAAUAAAUCUGUUCCCUCGUCGUUUGGACAUUUUACUGAAAAACUUUUUGAUGAAUAUCCGAUUUAUGAAGUGAAGCUGCCAGCAACAACUAUCGAUGAAUAUCUUCCAACUAAACUUCCAGCCUUUGCAGCGAAAUCAUGGAAGAAUAUGAGUAAGCGCCAUUUCUUUUAUUCAAAACCAAUCGUUUAUGCUACACGAUGUCAAAUUAGCAAUGAUAGUGAACCUUUACCAUCGAAAUUAUCCUUGAGUAACUUAUUGGAAGAUCUACUGUUAGAAAACACAUCGAAAAUUCGGUAUAAUUUCGUUAUAAUAGGCGAUGCUCUAAUCUUCGCACGUGUUCCUCGUCAUCGUCAUAUUUCCUACCAUUUACUCUGUAAACACAUCUCGUUAGCUAACCGUUCGACAGAUGUUCGCUUUGCUGGUGAAUUCUGGCGAGACGAAGAAUCAUAUUUUCGAUUAAACAACAAUUCUGGUACUUAUCGUCCAUCGAACGGAUUACUUCAGUCAACUAUUAAACUUUUCAAUGCGAUAACUUCAUUAGGAUUUAAAGGCAUCGACUUUCGACAAAGCGUACAAUUUCCUAUGCAACUCCAGUUGAGUAAGGAAAUACAAACAGUGUAA